AUGGAGGCGCAGUGGCUCGCCGAGUACCCGCACCAGGCCGCCGACAACCGGCCGCGCAAGCGCCCCCGCCUCGCAUGGGAUGCCGCGCCGCAGCUCUUCCCGCCCCCCAAGGCAAUCCCGAUGCUAUAUUGUGGGCAGGAACUAAUCAACGGCAAUUUCACUACUGCUUUCCUGCCGCCACCACCAAUUUAUUAUGCUGGACCACCGCGGAAUCUUUCGCCCCCUUGGAGGCCGGAUGACAAGGAUGGACACUAUGUUUUCACACUCGGCGAGAACCUUACACCAAGAUAUAGGAUACUCAGCAAGAUGGGCGAAGGGACCUUUGGACAAGUUCUGGAAUGCUGGGACUUGGAAAACCAAGAAUCAGUAGCUAUCAAGAUUGUGCGUUCCCUGCAGAAAUACCGGGAGGCUGCUAUGAUUGAAAUUGAUGUGCUUCAGAGACUUGGGAAGCAUGAUUUUACUGGUAGUCGUUGUGUGCAAAUACGGAAUUGGUUUGACUAUCGUAAUCAUAUAUGUAUAGUAUUUGAGAAGCUUGGACCAAGCUUAUACGACUUCCUACGGAAGAAUAACUACCGUUCAUUUGCUAUUGAUCUUGUUCGGGAGUUUGCCAGACAAAUAUUAGAGUCUGUUACAUUUAUGCAUGACCUGCGGCUUAUUCACACAGAUCUUAAGCCAGAGAACAUUCUCCUUGUUUCACCUGAUACAAUCAGGGUUCAUGAUUAUAAGUUUUCUUUUUUCUCCAUGAAGAUUCCUAUACGCCCACCCAAGGAUGGGUCUGUUUUCAAGAACCUUCCAAAAUCGAGUGCUAUCAAGCUUAUCGAUUUUGGAAGUACAACAUUCGAUCAUCAAGAUCACAAUUAUGUCGUGUCAACAAGACAUUACCGUGCCCCAGAAGUUAUCCUUGGUCUUGGGUGGAAUUAUCCAUGCGAUCUUUGGAGUGUGGGAUGCAUUUUGGUUGAGCUCUGCUCGGGGGAGGCUUUAUUUCAAACACAUGAAAAUUUGGAGCAUCUUGCUAUGAUGGAGAAGGUUCUAGGCCCCCUUCCCAAACACAUGAUUGCCAGAGCUGAUAGACGAGCUGAGAAAUACUUCAGGCGUGGACUAAGGCUUGACUGGCCAGAGGGGGCAGCCUCACGAGAAAGCAUGAAGGCAGUAUGGAAAUUGCCUCGUCUGCAGAAUCUGGUCAUGCAACAUGUCGAUCAUUCUGCUGGGGAUCUAAUAGAUCUUCUUCAGGGGCUUCUUCGGUAUGAUCCUGAUGAGCGUCUUAAGGCACGACAAGCUCUUCAACACCCUUUCUUUACCAGAUGCCACAGAAGAUGUGGUUACUGA
Triticum turgidum subsp. durum (durum wheat) is the source of this 1326-nucleotide messenger RNA. The record is from the annotation of a GenBank genome assembly. Lineage: Eukaryota; Viridiplantae; Streptophyta; Magnoliopsida; Poales; Poaceae.